Messenger RNA from Melitaea cinxia (Glanville fritillary), 1790 nucleotides. RefSeq names its product ankyrin repeat and SOCS box protein 3-like. The record is from RefSeq and is a predicted model, not a curated record. Lineage: Eukaryota; Metazoa; Arthropoda; Insecta; Lepidoptera; Nymphalidae. The transcript is spliced from 3 exons. Bases 1 to 1602 code for a protein of 533 amino acids. Gene Ontology annotation, molecular function: protein binding.
AUGGAUUUCAGUUCUUUAAAUCCGGCAACAUCUAACUCCCUAAAUGUUGCUGCGAGAAAUAACAAUGUAAAAACAGUUAAAAGAUUACUUAAGAAAAUUAAUGUUAACUGUACGGAUAACCGAGGUUGGACGUGCCUUCACGAGGCUGCUGCGAAUGAUAGUUUUCUGUGUCUUAAGUUAAUUUUAGAAAACGAGGACGUUAGACCAUUAGUAGAGACUCACGAAGGCCACACUGCACUCUAUCUUGCAUGUCGGUUCAAGAGUUCCAUUAAGACAAUAAAAUAUCUUCUCGAUGCCGCACCUGAUAUAGCAAACUAUGGAAGCAAUGAAGGUGUAACACCCAUGCAUAUUGCAUGUUCUCAAGGUAAUAUCGAGCUAAUACAGUUGCUUGUAGAUUAUGGAGCGAUUAUUGAUGUCCAAGAUUUUGACGGUGAUACUCCAUUGCAUGAUUCCAUACUUAGCUCACAAUAUGAAGUAAUUGCUACAUUACUACAUGCAGGAGCAGAUCCAGAAAUUAGAAAUGCGCAGAAGCUUACAGCAUUUCACUUAGCAUGUUACAAUGGAUGUUUACAAAUUGUAAAUAUAAUUUUUCCAUUUGUCAUUGAUAUUAAUCAAUUGGCAGGAAAUGGCGAUAGCCCUCUUAUAUUAGCAGCUCAAGGGAGUAAUGAUGAAAUUGUUAAAUUUUUGCUAGAAAAUGGUGGUGAUCCCCAUAUUAAAAAUAAAAAUGGAGCCAUAGCAUUAACAACGGCUUUAUAUGUGGGCCAUUUACCAACUUUUAAACUCUUACUAAAUGUUACUGAUAUCAAUAAAAUGGACCAUAAAAUAAUAUUGACUGCAUGUAUGGAAAACUACUUUAAAAUAGGAAUACUCGAAACUCUUUUAAUUCUUGACUUAGGUCCAGAAUUUUUUAAUUAUAGUACACCAUUCAAUUUUAACCCAGAACAUGUUGGUCUGUCUCCGAAAGUAUAUCUAACAAAUGCACCCAUAAAUAUAUAUUUGAAGAUUUGUGAAUAUAUUUACCUAAAAUCUCAUGAUAAGUUUCAACAGUUCUUUUACUUAUUUCUAAUGCGAGGACUUGCAGUUGAUGCAAUAGAUGUUAAUGAGUGUCCACCACUUGUAUACAUUCAUUACUGUAUGCACUCAGCGUGCUUUAGUGAUGUUUUUCAAAUUUUAAGGGAACAUGGAUGCAAUGUUGAUUACAAUAGUAGUUUUUUUAUAAAGUAUAGGAAAAGAAGAUUCAUACCUGAUGCUUUUUUUACAUCUAUUUUUUCUGACCCAUCUACGUCACUUGUUAUGUUGCCAUAUAGUCUGUACUGUGAUCCUGAAUAUCUCUUGGCAAAAAUUCGUCAAAUUGGAUUAUUAGGAAGGAUCUCACCUAAUGUAAUAGACAAAUGGCUAUCAAUGAUACACGAGGAUUUAAUAGGAAUCAAUCCAGAAACCAUUUCAUGCUGUGUUUUACCUUUAAAACAUUUAUGUCGGCAAAAUAUUCGCUCCACUAUUAUCAGCGCAAGUGAUGAGUUUAUAAAUACAAAUAAAUUUCUUGGUAUUCUUCAAACACUGAAGCUACCUCAACACAUACAAGAAUAUUUACGUUUUAUUUAGAAUUUUUGUAUUAUUAUUUAUAAUUAUUAAUCGAUUUUAAGGUCUCAAUAAUAUAAAUAUGACUAAAAGUGAUAUUUGAUAUUCCUGCACUUGCGAUAUUAGAAAAUAAUUUACGAUAUCUUUGGGCUUAAACUCGGAGCACAAUAAAAAGAUUAUAAAUAUAGUUUUUAACUGUGUAUAAAAUGAAA